Messenger RNA from Linum trigynum, 2646 nucleotides. NCBI's taxonomy places the organism in Eukaryota, Viridiplantae, Streptophyta, Magnoliopsida, Malpighiales, Linaceae. The record is from the annotation of a GenBank genome assembly.
CGGACAUGAGGCGAGGUGAGUCCGACCCGAACGUGGAGAUUGAACCCGUACGCAGAAAUUUCUGAUCCACCCUGCUACGCCCAAGAAAUUUCUCAUCAGCUCUCCAUUUUUCAGCUGGGACUCCCAAAACCCUGCUACGAUCUUUUCAUCUGCGAUCAAUUCCAACAGGUAAGUCCUCGAAUUUCCUUUAGCUCGCACCUUUCCCGCGGCUUGGUCGGUCUCAAUCCAAAUUCUAGGGUUUUUAAGCAAAUGAGACCCUGGGGAUUCACUCAUCGUUGAAUUUGAUUGGAAUUAGUUGUUCUUACAAGAAUCAGAGGCGGAAAUUCGAGAUGAAUGUUCCCAUUAGGUCGAAGAGUACCCCCAAAAUCCCCAAAUUGAGGGGGGUUUUCAAUGGAUUAUGCGCGCUGAUAUUGGUUAUCUUGUUGUCCAAUCGGGGAGGUUUGAUUGAGAACAUUCCUGAUAGUGAAAGUUCGAAGCUUGGAGCUAUAUUGAGGAAUGGGGUGAGUCGGUUUGCACCGAUUCGUAGGCAGAUGAUCGAACUCGAUGCAAGUUUGAUUUCCCCAAGUUCAGGAAACAGGACUGAUGUAUUCGACAUCACUUUAGAGGAUAUGAACAACAGGCCACACGAAUGUAGAGAUGUGAUUGAUCACAAAGGAUACCCAAACCAAUGCUCCUUCUUGCAAGCCAAUCCACAAUGCUUCUCUGAUGGCUUCUUCAAUUAUGUUCAUUUCUUGUACUGUGAUUGUGGCAACUUCAGAUGGCUGGGGUUUCUUUUGCUGGGGAUCUGGCUUGCUGCAUUGUUCUACUUGCUGGGGAACACUGCUGCUGAUUACUUCUGCUGCUCGUUGGAGAAGCUCUCAAGUCUAUUGAAGCUCCCCCCUACUGUUGCUGGUGUUGCCCUCCUACCGCUUGGGAAUGGAGCUCCAGAUGUUUUUGCGAGCAUUGCUGCGUUCCUCGGAGAGAAUUCCGGCGACGUGGGGCUCAACAGCGUAUUGGGAGGUGCUGUGUUUGUGACCUCCGUUGUUGUUGGUGCAGUCUCAUUGUGUGUGGCAGAGAAGGAACUGCAGAUCGAUCGGAGAUGCUUUGUCAGGGACAUAUGUUUCUUCCUCGUUGCUCUCUUCUCAUUGCUGACAAUUUUGAUGGUUGGUAGAGUGACUGUUACAGUGGCAAUUGCAUUUGUUUCAAUCUAUGUGGUGUAUGCAUUCUUUGUAGCUGCUAAUGAGCUAUUGAGGAAACAUGCUCAGAGGUUGAAGUUGGAUUCGGUGACACCAUUGAUUCCUGUCAGGGGAAGUGUGUUUUCCCAGGGAAGUGAGGAAGAAGAUGUAGGAUCAGUUUACAGCUCUCUGCUCGAGGUGGAUACUGAGAGUGAUGUCAUACAUGAUCUACCACCGUCGUUGCCCUCGUGGAUGUGGGCUUCGAACGUGGCGAUAUUCUCAAACCACUCGUCGAAGUCGAAUUCUAUGGAUGAGGAAAGGUCGCCAUGGGGAUGGAACGAUGACCACGAGGGUGGAUCAGAUAUGAGAAAGUGUGCAGUCUCGUGUUCUCGAUUGUUUUCGAUCAUGGAGAUGCCGUUAACAGUGCCAAGGAGGCUGACAAUCCCCCUCGUGGACGACGAAACAUGGUCUAAACCAUAUGCAGUCAGCAGUGCUGCAUUAGCUCCACUUCUCAUUGCAUAUCUAUGGAGUACACAAAGCGAUCUCUCUCCUUCAAUUAGAAUCAUUGGUUAUAUAAUCGGUAUAUCACUUGGUUGCACGUUUGGGAUUCUAGCUUAUCAACGGACUCUACCUGACCGACCUCCUCGGACCUUUCUGCUAGCAUGGGUUCUAGGAGGGUUCAUGAUGAGCAUCGUCUGGUUCUACAUGAUUGCAAAUGAGCUUGUCUGUCUAUUAGUUGCAUUUGGUACUAUAUUAAGAAUCAAUCCAUCGAUCUUGGGACUAACUGUACUGGCAUGGGGCAAUUCCAUGGGCGAUCUGGUCUCGAACGUUGCACUGGCAAUGAAUGGUGGGGACAGUCUGCAGAUUGCCAUGUCUGGUUGCUAUGCGGGUCCAAUGUUUAACACACUCAUUGGGUUGGGCGCCUCGAUGGUGUUGGGCGCCUGGUCAAGGGGCAACGGUACAUACGAGAUCCCUCGAGAUGGUACGCUGUUCUUGACCAUUGGAUUUCUCGUAUCAGGGUUGCUCUGGGCUCUCAUCGUGCUGCCUAGAAACGAUAUGCGUCCUAAUAAGACGUUGGGCGUCGGGCUUAUAGUUAUGUAUCUAGUUUUUCUGACCGUGAGGCUGACUGCUGUCACGAGUUUCGUAUUAAGCUGAGCUCUUCAUCUAAUGUAUUGUUGUAAUCUAAUUUGUCAUGUGAACCUCAUUCUGUAAAAUUGCUUGUUCUGGAGAGUAGAGUCUUCAUAGUUAUCGUUUGAGCAAAGUCAUUCUGCACAUGCUGAUAUAUAGGGCGACUUGAUCAUGUUGUAAAUAGAUGGAUUCUUUCAGGGUAUUAGAAUCACACAGUUUUUCUUGUGAUCUUUUCCGUGUCUAAUGUUUUCUGGGUUGGUUUAGUUUACUGCAAUUGUAGAGCUGGGAUACAAUUGAACAAUUAAUUGUAUUGAUCUGCAUAAUUCUUCUCUGCUGUUUCAUGGAAUCAAAACAUUUCUUAAAA